Molecule: messenger RNA, 1359 nt
Organism: Gaeumannomyces tritici R3-111a-1
Lineage: Eukaryota; Fungi; Ascomycota; Sordariomycetes; Magnaporthales; Magnaporthaceae
Exons: 1
Coding region: 1-1359 (452 amino acids)
Source: RefSeq, a predicted model, not a curated record
AUGGCGACCACUCAGCAGGCCCAGGGGCAGCGUGCCCACGUCGCCCGGCAUGUUCGGAGUUUCCCCGUCGACGGGGUCGCACCGCCGCGGCCUGUGAGGCAUGCAGGCCGGGUCGACGACGGCCGCCGACACACCCGAAACCACGUGUCCGCCGACAAUCUCUACCACCCGGAUGUACGCAGGCCCAGUCGUAGCGACUUAAACCGCCGCACAUCUACCCACAAGGCUCUCCCGCCGAUUCCGGGCGAGCGCACCGCGGCGCCGGGCCCCUCCAUCCCCUCCCGCUACGCGAGGGCCAGAGCGGCAUCGACGCCCUCGUGGCCCCUGGGACCCGACAGCAGGAGAGCCGAGAGCCGGCCCGUCUUAAGGGAAAACACACACGUGCACUCCCGCACGAGGCGGAGGGGCUCACUGGCUGCUCCUUCGCCCUCAGUGGCCAGGCCCCCUAUCGACCGUCGCGACUUUGAAUCUAGCCCUCGACACGAGCGCCAGGCACCCCUGAUUGUCGUUACAUCACUCUCUGCUGCUACUGCCUCUGCUGCUACCGCCUCGGUCGCCUCUCCCGUGGCCAUUUCGACCGCAGCCCCCUCCACCAUCUCCGUCACACCGACCCCAACCACCGCCACCACCGCCGCCACUAGUCUACAGCCGACCUCAACCACAAUAACCACCGCCCCCAGCUCUGCCGCAACAGCCUCCCCGCCCGCCUCACCAACCAAGUAUCCGUCCGGACGCAGCGCCGGGCAUAAGCAAACGCCCAGCUUCCAAACCCGCUACAUGCACAUGCUGCUCGCCCUCGACAAGAUCCCGCGCCUGCAUAACAUCCUCGCGUCCGUCUUCACCUGGACCCUGCUUGCCGGCUUUGUCGUCUUCCCGGGUGCCUUCACCACGUCCCCGGGCGCCCCUCCCACUACGGCGCCCAGCCUUCUUCCCCUCGCCGUCGCGCUGACCUCGCUCGGCGCCCUUGGCCUCGCCUGGCUUGGCGUCCGCUGGCGCCGCAACUACGUCUGGCUCCUCAACCGCGUCUACAUGCCCGGUGCGCUGAGCGGCUUCGUGGGCGGGCUCGCCACCGUGACGUCGGUCUACGCCCACGCCGCCGGCUUCUGGAGCCCGCCCGCCAUGGCCGCCGCCGCCGUCGAGGCGGCUCUGUGCCUGCUUUGCGGCGGGCUGUUUAUCGUCUACAACAACCUUCUCCUGGGCCGCGUCAAGCGGGACCACGACUCCAGCGGCGACGAGAAGCCUCGUGGGCGUGGCAGCGCGAGCGGUGAGGGCGAGGGGCGGCCGGAAAGGAGGGGGGUCCUCAUGCGGAUGUGGCGCUUCUCCCAGUCGCCUCCCCUUGCGCCUGGAAGUAUUGUGUAG